Messenger RNA from Verruconis gallopava, 1359 nucleotides. RefSeq lists its product as uncharacterized. The coding region runs from base 193 to 1344 and encodes 383 amino acids. NCBI's taxonomy places the organism in Eukaryota, Fungi, Ascomycota, Dothideomycetes, Venturiales, Sympoventuriaceae. The transcript has 2 exons. The record is from RefSeq and is a predicted model, not a curated record.
UGACAUUCAUUAUUACUAUUCAGAAUAUCUCCUCGUAAUUGCUUUUGAACUGAGUGGUUUCGAAACGCCAACCGAUGCGUGCUGCCUAGCUUUCCCCCAAAAUUGCGUUUGAGCUUCAAUGCCUUCUAAUCAUUCCAGUCGUGCUGCCAGCCGUCUUCUUAAAAGAUCGAAACUCAGUCUUACACAUCCAUCAUGGCGACAAGAACAGACAUUCAGGAUAUGUUGCGAUUUUUGACGACAACAGCGAAGCUGCCUUUGGCAACUGCAAUGGGCAAGAUGAAGGAGUUAUUAGCUGCUGGUAUAACACAAAUUGAACAUGUUACCAAGGCCGACGUUGCAAAGCUGGAAUCCAUCUUUGGAGACGAGAAGACCGCAAAGCAGGUUCUCAAUGCCGCAAAGCGGACGUCAAAGAAGCGAGAGGCUCCAUCUGCGUCGUCCACUGCGCAGACCAAAAAACGCACGAAAACUGCUCAAGGAGAGAUUCUUUCGCCAGCCGAUAUGGAAGCUUCUCUCGCCCUCCCGGAUCCUGUAACGGACGAGGAAACCUUAGCUAAGACGGUUCUGAUCACGAAUCGUGCUCCGUUAGUUCUAGCGUUCGCAGUGACAUUGCUUAAGUAUACUCUACCAGACCAACCUUUAAGCAGCAGGUUGAGUCUAGCUCAAGCAUGGUUGAGCGCAAGCGCUAGAGACAGAGCUGUUAGUCUGGGCAUAGAAUCUGGGAAAAGUGCGGAGGAAGAAGGCUUUGGGCAGGGACAGCCUGUUGUACGGAUCAUGGGACGUGACGUCCAUGUGAUGAGACGAUGGGGUUAUGAUCCCACGUCAAAAGGUGAUGAGCCAGAAACACAAGCUACUCAAUCCACCGCGACCGAAGUGGGAAAUUCGCAGGAAGAGCAUGUCGAAGCUCGCGAAGCAAAGGAGCCACCUUUGUGGGGUAUCGACCUCGAAGCACUUCGCAAAUCUGCCACGCAACAAGGCCAAGCUGCUCGCAAUAAUCUGCCGAUACACACACCACAAUCGGCGCGAGCCUACCUAUUGAAGGCGUUCAACAGCCCUACUGAAUCCGCUCCCGAGGAGAAUAGAAGCACGUCUAAGAAGGGGCAGAAGACGGCGGAUUCGCUCUCGAUUGUGGCGCAACGUGAGCGCAACCUUGGACGGCUAUUAGGCGCUCUGGACUUACUGUACGAGUCGUGGUCGCCCACGCUGAGCCCAGAAGAGCUCGACAAGAGAACCUGGAAUUGGUAUGCGUCUGUCCGACCAGAAGUAGCGGACGGCGUUGAUGGCUGGGGGGGCAGAAAUGAGGUCAGACUCGAAAACAUAUUAAAGCUCCGGAGGCACGAGAAAUGAUCGCAAUGAUGAUGA